This is a messenger RNA of Erythranthe guttata (spotted monkey flower), 2160 nucleotides long. RefSeq lists its product as uncharacterized. Lineage: Eukaryota; Viridiplantae; Streptophyta; Magnoliopsida; Lamiales; Phrymaceae. The record is from RefSeq and is a predicted model, not a curated record.
AUGGGCGAAAGGAUGCCUCUCCCAACAAGACGCAGUCCCUUCACCAUAGAUAUUCUCAACGAGGUAUUACCUCAAGGAGUAAAGAUCUCGGGGUUACCUCAAUUUGAAGGGACCACCGAACCACAGGAACAUAUAGAGAAAUUCAGUGCCAUGGCGGAUUUAUAUGGCCCAACGGAUGCUGCGAUGUGCAAAAUGUUCCGUACCACUCUGUCCAAGAGGGCAAUGAAUUGGUUCAACUCUCUACCCAUAGGGUCGAUUGACACCUUCGCUCGGCUGUCAACCCGGUUCACCAACCAAUUCGCCAUCAACAAACAAUAUGCCAAGACCCCAGCUCAUCUUUUCUCAGUAGUACAGAGAGAUAACGAGACGCUCCGCAACUACAUUAAGCGUUUCGUAGAAGCCGUCCAUGAGGUCCCUAGUGUGGGGCAAGACAUGCUCUCCGGGAUUAUGCAGCAGAAUUUGAAACCGGGUAGAUUCAAAGAAUCUAUCGCCGGAAGACCCCCAGGCAACUUAGAGGAGUUACUGAAUCGAGCCGAAAAAUACGUCCGGAUAGAGGAAGCCUCUACCCAUGCUCCUCCUAAAAGAAAAAGGAAAGAUGACCGUCAGGACAAUAGGAAGCGCGAUGAUCGACGUCCACCACUUCCACCUCAAGGCCAACCCUCUUCCUCCUACAAUAGGUUCACUCCGCUAAACGCUCGCCUCGCGGAAAUCCUUCACGUGAUAGAACAGAAAGGUUUAGCAGAACCUCCACGUCCUAUGCAGCCAAACGCAAAGCGAGAAAAAUCGGAUCGUUAUUGUCGAUUCCAUAAGGACAAAGGGCAUACUACGGAGGAAUGUUCACAACUCAAAGUGGCGAUUGAGAGGCUGAUCAAACAAGGCCAUUUAGGCGAAUACAUUGAUAAGCCACGAAAUAAGCGCCGUGAUGAUCCUCCACGCCGAGAUAACAAUCGAGAUCAACAACAAAGACGAGAGGAGGGGGGUCAUCGACGUGACCUAGAUAACAACGAUAACCAGCCUACCCGGGGAAUCAUCUCCUUUAUCUUCGGAGGACCGGCGGGGGGCGAUUCACAAAAUGCAAGACGCACCCUCGCUCGAUCAGCACGCAUGAAUCAAGAACGUGCUUCUCCAUCCGCACGCAUAUAUCAAAUACGAAGACCAGAUCACAGCAUAGUCUUCAACUCCUCCGACCUUGAAGGUCCAGAUGAAGACCAUGUCGAUGCAUUAGUAGUAACAACAACGGUGGCCAACUUCUUGGUCAAGAAGAUAUUAGUGGACGGUGGGAGCUCAGCUGACAUCAUGUACCUCCACGCUUUUAAGCAGCUAGGCAUAGAUAAUGCCCGUUUUAGUCCCAUCUCCACACCCCUGAAAGGGUUCACAGGAGAAGGCAUUUUGUCCAUGGGAGAAGUGGAGCUACCUGUUUCUUUAGGGGAAGACCCCUGUCGAAUCACGAAACUAAUCAAGUUCCUCGUCGUCGACAGGCCAUCACCCUACAACAUCAUUCUGGGGAGGCCAGCCAUCCAUACAUUCAAGUCAGUGCCUUCCUCCUACCAUCAGAAGUGGAAGUUCCCUACUCCCUAUGGAAUGGGGGAAGUACUUGGAGAUAGACGACGUCUCGCCCGAGAGUGCUAUGCAAGGGCCCUACGAGAACCUUCCAAGAAGCCUAAACCACCCGGAAGGGGAGACGACACCCAAAAAUCCGACAAACGGAAGUGGGUCAACGCGAUCAUUGAGGAUAAUAAAGAAAUCCUCCUCAGUGUACCAGAUGACAGCAUCAAGCUAGCAGCUGUCGAAGAGCUUAAGCUCAUAGAGCUCAUUCCCGGAGAUACUUCCAAGAUCAUACGAAUAGGAUCCGAUUUAGAUCCAACCACGGAGCAGCAGCUAAUCAACUUCCUGCGACACAAUGGAGAUGUGUUCGCAUGGAAAGCCCACGAUUUGUCGGGCAUUCCUCCUCAGGUAGCUCUACAUCGGCUCAACGUCGACAAGAGGUUGAAGCCAGUCAAACAAAGAAAGCGGACAUUUGGUCCUGAGCGCAACAAGCAUAUCACAGCGGAAGUGGCAAAACUCCUUGAAGCGGGCCACAUACGACCAGUCCAGUAUCCUGAAUGGCUGUCGAACGUAGUACUCGUUCCCAAGCCGGGGGCAAGUAGAGAUUAUGCGUAG